AUGGCAUCAAAUCGUGACUCCAUCGCCUCAAACCCAGCGCCUGCCAACGAGGACAGCAGCGCCGAUGUUACAGCCGCCGUUGAAGACCUCUUGAACUCCUUGUCCAACAAAUUUGCUGGGGUCUCAUCCGAGAUAUUCGCCAAGAUGGACGAAAUGUCUCGAAGGCUCGAUAACCUUGAAGCGGCAUUGUUAGAAAGUAAAAACAAGGAAGCAGGCUCCGCACCCAAAUCUUCAUGA
This is a messenger RNA of Trichoderma virens Gv29-8, 237 nucleotides long. RefSeq lists its product as uncharacterized. Bases 1 to 237 code for a protein of 78 amino acids. Gene Ontology annotation, molecular function: transcription corepressor activity. The record is from RefSeq and is a predicted model, not a curated record. Gene Ontology annotation, biological process: cellular heat acclimation. Gene Ontology annotation, cellular component: cytosol; nucleus. Lineage: Eukaryota; Fungi; Ascomycota; Sordariomycetes; Hypocreales; Hypocreaceae. The transcript has 3 exons.